Messenger RNA from Oryctolagus cuniculus (rabbit), 1119 nucleotides. RefSeq names its product regenerating family member 4 (gene REG4). NCBI's taxonomy places the organism in Eukaryota, Metazoa, Chordata, Mammalia, Lagomorpha, Leporidae. The record is from RefSeq and is a predicted model, not a curated record.
ACAUUUAAAUUCCCGGAUCCUUCUCACCAGUGCAACUGUGCUCAGCUUGCAGAUCUACAGGAAUCCAGGAGUUGCAGAGGAAAGUCAACACAGCUCUGGGAUCCUUGCAGCAGAGGGGUUCGAAGCUCGCCUGUGCCCAGGGGAAGGGGAAGAUGGCUUCCGGAAGCAUGUGGCUGCUCCUCCUGCUGAGCUGUGCGGCCAGCACUGAGGUUGUGGGCGGCAACAUCCUGAGACCCAGCUGUGCCUCAGGGUGGUUUUACAACAGAGCCAGUUGCUAUGGAUACUUCCGGAAGCUGAGGAGCUGGUCUGAUGCUGAGCUCGAGUGCCAGUCCUAUGGAAAUGGAACCCAUCUGGUGUCCAUCCUGAACGCAAAGGAGGCCAGUGUCAUAGCCAAGUACAUACGUGGCUUUCAAAGAAACCAGCCCGUCUGGAUUGGCCUGCGUGACCUGCAGAAGAACCAGGAGUGGCAGUGGAUUGAUGGGACCACCUACGUGAACGGAUCCUGGGCUGGCCAGCCCCAGGGUGGGAACAAGCACUGCGCUGAGGUGAACCACAGAAACAACUUUUUAACUUGGAGCAGCAAUGAAUGCAGCCUGCGCCAACACUUCCUGUGCAAGUACCAACCUUAGAGCAAGAAUCAAGAUUCUGCCAACCCUGGCACAGGCCCAUCUCCUCUUCCUUCUCUGCCACGCUGGCUAAACUGCUGUAUCUCUGAGAGUAAACCUUGCAACUAAAUGGAGGAGGCCUCUGCUGCACUGACUUCCUUGGGCAUAGAGACAGCACUGGGACAGCAGUGGCUUCUAUCUCUAAAUGUCCGCGCCACGAGCCCUUUCCCUCCUACUCUUUUUUCUCCUCCCUUCUCUCUGGCUGCCUCAAGCGAUCCAGGAGUGUGUGUCCCCAGCUGGUGACCCCAACUGGGUCUUUGGCCACAGGGAUUGAAAAUUUGAAGAUAGAAGGAGGGAAUCUGGUCCUCUGGUUCUGAACCUCCUGCCCUCUCAUUUGCCACGUCCUCCCCUUAGUCAUCUGCUUAUUUUCUCUUUUCCCGUGGGCACACUCACCAGGAAAGUCCCUGGGAGGCUGAUACAGGCCAUACGUUCUUUCAAUAAACAGCUGUAUAGA